UAUGCUAUAUAAUAUUAUCUCUGAAAGUGAACAUGAAUGCCGACUUGUGCUCGAGGAAAUAAUUAAUUAUAUAACUGAUAAUAAAUUAAACAAUGACUUAUUUAAUUAUUCGAAAAGACGGCAAUUCACUUCAGCAAAUUCGGGAUCGUCAGAUAUCCCUAUUAUUGCUGAGAGUGAUACAGAGACACCAGAAUACCAAAACAAUAUAUAUAAAUAUAGAAAUCUAAGUAAUUCCUCUAGCAGCUCAGAAUACCUAGACAGUGAUGAAGAUAACUUGAAUGAAAUAAAUUGUGUUAGGAAAAUAAAACAAUUGCCACAAAGUGAUGAUAUUUUAGAAAUAGGUUAUGAACCAGUUUCAGAAGAUCUGUUUGAGGAAAUGCGGAGGGAUUUCAACAAGAUUUUAAAGGAGGUAUAUACCGAACCCUUACCUAAAGAUGCUUUAAGUUCUGAUAUACAUUUAAUGCAAUUUGGGCGCGUGCAUUCAUUUGUAGGUGAUAACACGGUAGUUGUAUCUUCGAUGAUCGAUAAACCAGCUUUAGGCGAAGGCUCUGUCCUCUUCAACUCUCAUAGACAACCCUUAGGGCCUAUUCUAGAAAUCUUUGGGCCAGUCACAUCCCCAUUGUACGUUGUUAUACUCGGGCAAACGGUAUCUUCAAAAAUUUCGACGAUCGACGACUGCUUCGAAAAUGGAAAAACAGAUGGUGUUAAAAAUGAUGAUAAUAUGAUCGAUAUGAAAGAUGAAGUGAUAAUAUUGUCGGAUGAGGGGGCUAACAUUCUAUCAAAAGAUGUAACCACUCAUACAGACAUCUACGAUAAUGUUAAUAAUGAUGCUAAUAUAAUCGAUAUGAAAGAUGAAGUGAUAAUAUCGUCGGAUGAGGGGGCCAACAUUCCAUCAAAUGAUAUACCCUCUCAUAUAGACGAUAAUGCGGGUGAUCAAGUUUUAUUUCCAAUCUCCUGUGAUACACAUACAAUUAUGGAUAUCGACACUGAACCAGAGCAAAUUACUUAUAAACUUGGAGAAAUUAUAUAUUAUGCUCCAUUUAUUAAGGAAUAUACAAGAUUUUUGUUUCCCUCUCAAUUCUUAAAGAUUAAAGGAUCAGAUGCAUCAUGGAAAAAUGACAUCGAGCCUCCUGAUGAAUGUAAAGAUUUUUCUGACGAUGAACAAGAGAGAAGUUUUAAAAAAAAUUUACGCAAACCCCAAAUAAACAAAUCAUGCCAACAAGCACACCAAUUUCUCGCACGGAAUCCCACCAAUGAUAAGCAUUUGCCUAAUGCCUACCAAAACAACCAAAAAUUUAAAAAACGAAACAACAGACCAUCCACAAUUAGCGAUGAUUCUAUUAAUAAUCGCCAAGGAAUCGACGAUAUGAUAAAAACAUUAGUCAGGGGAGAACCUAUCAAAAAUGUCAGUAGCAAUUAUUCGGGUAUUAAUAGUGAAAAUUUGAAAAAUAAAAUGAAACAAGGCAUGGAAAAAUUUGUAAAAGCGGGGCGAAAUUCUGACGCCUUAAAUUUGAAUCUUUUAACUUUCGCCACUCAAUUACCUUAUAUGAUGCAACCUAUAUACGUUCCUUUUCCUGUACCAUCUUACCCCCCACAUCCCUUAAAUAAUGUUAUUACACAUAGUAAAAAGGAAAUGGUUAAUAAUGAUAUGCUCGCUGAAGAUAUUUUGCGUCACGAAAAUUAUGGAGAUGAAGGGCCACCUUGUUUAAAGAACGUACCUUUUGAAUAAUUUGAUUUUUAUUUUCUCUGAUAUAAACAGUAAUCAAUUUAUUAUAUAUAUGUAUACUAAUAUCACUUACCUAAGUUGUGCGGCAUUUUUCAAUCUCUAAUUAUUAAAUAAUAAAGUAAAUCAAUUAUAAAAAAUUUAAAUCGUAUGUUAAA
This is a messenger RNA of Gordionus sp. m RMFG-2023, 1881 nucleotides long. RefSeq lists its product as uncharacterized. The record is from RefSeq and is a predicted model, not a curated record. The transcript is spliced from 5 exons. Gene Ontology annotation, cellular component: sno(s)RNA-containing ribonucleoprotein complex. Bases 2 to 1729 code for a protein of 575 amino acids. Gene Ontology annotation, molecular function: RNA binding. NCBI's taxonomy places the organism in Eukaryota, Metazoa, Nematomorpha, Gordioida, Chordodea, Parachordodidae. Gene Ontology annotation, biological process: ribosome biogenesis; pseudouridine synthesis; box H/ACA snoRNP assembly.